Messenger RNA from Thalassophryne amazonica, 1304 nucleotides. RefSeq names its product solute carrier family 25 member 47a (gene slc25a47a). The coding region runs from base 134 to 1045 and encodes 303 amino acids. Gene Ontology annotation, biological process: transmembrane transport. The transcript is spliced from 6 exons. The record is from RefSeq and is a predicted model, not a curated record. NCBI's taxonomy places the organism in Eukaryota, Metazoa, Chordata, Actinopteri, Batrachoidiformes, Batrachoididae. Gene Ontology annotation, molecular function: transmembrane transporter activity. Gene Ontology annotation, cellular component: mitochondrion.
UUUGCCCCCUCCUCCCCCUUCACACCCGCUCACUCUGGCCAUCACACAGCCUGACACUUUUUUCCACACAGAAGCCGAAAUAAAAUGUGAUCUUAGCGAAUGGAAAUCGUUGCUUCCGAGACCUUGUGACGGGAUGUAUUUUGCAGAUUUUGUCUCUGGAUCGCUUGCAGGGGCCUGUGGCGUUGCCGUGGGAUACCCUUUGGAUACUGUGAAAGUCCGGAUCCAAACUCAGAAGCAGUUUACUGGAAUAUGGCAGUGUACUGCGUCGACAUUUGCAAAAGAAGGGGUGCGUGGCUUCUUCAAAGGCAUGACCUUGCCCCUGACGACCCUCACCAUGACUUCCUCUGUGCUUUUUGGCACAUACAGGAACUGCCUGGAGCAUCUGAGGCGCUUACGGGGAGCUGGCGGAGGGCCAAACACCAAAUUUGAAGUCUUCCUCUCUGGUUUUGCUGGGGGUGUUGCUCAGAUUUUGGUGAUGGCUCCGGGGGACAUGAUUAAAGUGCGUUUGCAGUGCCAAACCGAGUCUAAGCAGGGAGGGGUCGGCAUGCUCAAAGCCAGGUACCACGGCCCUGUGCACUGUCUGCUGUGUAUCAUCAGAGAGGAAGGGUUGCCGGGACUUUACAGAGGAGCUUUCCCGCUUACACUCAAAGAAGGACCAUCAUUUGCUACCUUCUUUUUGACUUAUGCUCUCAUCCGGGACUGGCUGAAAGACACCGACAAGAAAAGCCAAAAGUGGAGCAGUGUGAUGCUGGCCGGCGGACUUGCAGGAAUGGCAGCUUGGGCCGUAGGCACGCCCAUGGACGUGAUCAAAGCCCGCCUGCAGAUGGACGGCGUACGGGAGGUGAAAAAAUAUCAGGGUGUUUUCCACUGCAUUUCUGUGACUGUGCGGGAGGAGGGAGCCGCCGUGUUCUUCAGGAGUUUAGGCCUCAACUGCCUGCGUGCGUUUCCUGUCAACAUGGUGGUGUUUCUAACUUACGAGCUCUUCACGAGUUUGCUCCGAGCCAGACUCGAAGGCGAAGACCUAAUUUCUGGAUUUAGAAAAUAAUGACCAUCUGUAAUUAAUGCUUUGUCUUUUAGGAGGGUUCACAUGCUGUAUUUUAUUUAAUUUUUGUGUGUGUAUGUGUGUACAAAAACACCUAAUGCCUUGCCGUAUUUAAAUUCAUAAUAAGGAGCAUCCACUAGGGAAAUUGUCUGUUACAUGUAUUGGUUAACAUUCACAUAAUCUACUCAGGGAUACUUGGACAUUAAGGGCCCUAUCUUGCACCCAGAAAAAAAAAAAAAAACAGCACGCAGAUCAGUGCAAA